CAACGACACAAAGCCCGACUUUACAACCUCCUAGAGAAAGUGGAAGUAAGAGGGCUUAGGCGGGGUAGCCAGAGGAAAGAAAACGCAAACCCAAAAAGCCCCAACCCAAACCCAAAGUACGAGGUGAAGACGGCUUAGGUGGGACCCGAGAGGGGAGCGUCUCCCGUCUGUAGCCUAGGAGGGGGCGGCUUUUGUAACUACUCCCACCGCCCGCGCCUUGCCGCGCCCGCCCGCGCCAGGGUCUCCUCAGUCCCUGGCUAGUCCGGAGUCUUCCCUCAGGGAGCGGCCACUCCCGGGCAGGAAGCGGGCGCGUCCAGCAGCCUUGAGGCGGGCCACGCCAAGGCUCUUCUCAGCCAGAAGUGCUGGUCGGAAAGCGCGGGGCCGAGGAAGGACUGCGAGUGAAGCGGUGCCACGGACGAGUUAGGGCCGGGUGUGUUUUGUGGACGGCGCCUUCCCAGACAGCCCAGUGGAGCCCAGCCUGGCACCCCGCAGCCUCGGACGCGAUGUUCCGCCGGACCCUCAAUCGUUUGUGUGCUGGAGAAGAGAAACGAGUUGGAACACGCACAGUAUUUGUUGGCAAUCAUCCCAUUUCAGGAACAGAAGCUUACAUUGCACAGAGAUUUUGUGAUAAUAGAAUAGUCUCAUCUAAGUAUACACUUUGGAAUUUCCUACCAAAGAAUUUGUUUGAACAGUUUAGAAGAAUUGCAAAUUUUUAUUUUCUCAUCAUUUUCCUUGUACAGGUCACAGUAGACACACCAACCAGCCCAGUUACCAGUGGACUUCCACUUUUCUUCGUUAUAACUGUUACAGCAAUCAAGCAGGGAUAUGAAGAUUGGCUUAGACACAGAGCUGAUAAUGAAGUUAACAAAAGUACUGUUUAUAUUAUUGAAAAUGCACAACGAGUAAGAAAAGAAAGCGAAAAAAUCAAGGUUGGUGAUGUAGUAGAAGUACAGGCAGAUGAAACCUUUCCCUGUGAUCUUAUUCUUCUGUCAUCCUGCACAACUGAUGGAACCUGUUAUGUCACUACAGCCAGUCUCGAUGGCGAAUCCAAUUGCAAGACACAUUAUGCAGUGCGAGAUACCAUUGAAUUGUGUACAGCCGAAUCCAUUGAUAAUCUCCGAGCAGCCAUUGAAUGUGAGCAGCCGCAACCUGACCUCUACAAGUUUGUUGGGCGAAUCAGUAUCUAUAGUAAUAGUAUUGAGGCUGUUGCCAGGUCUUUGGGACCUGAAAAUCUUUUGCUGAAAGGAGCCACACUUAAAAAUACCAAGAAGAUAUAUGGAGUUGCUGUUUACACUGGGAUGGAAACCAAAAUGGCUUUGAAUUACCAAGGGAAAUCUCAGAAACGUUCUGCUGUUGAAAAAUCUAUUAAUGCCUUCUUGAUUGUUUAUUUAUUUAUCUUACUGACCAAAGCUGCAGUAUGCACAACUCUAAAGUAUGUUUGGCAAAGUACCCCCUACAAUGAUGAGCCUUGGUAUAACCAAAAGACUCAGAAGGAACGGGAAACUUUUAAGGUUUUGAAAAUGUUCACUGACUUUUUAUCAUUCAUGGUUCUCUUCAACUUCAUUAUACCUGUCUCCAUGUAUGUCACAGUAGAAAUGCAGAAAUUUUUAGGGUCAUUCUUUAUUUCAUGGGAUAAAGACUUUUUUGAUGAAGAAAUUAAUGAAGGAGCCUUGGUUAACACAUCAGACCUUAAUGAAGAACUUGGUCAGGUGGACUAUGUAUUUACAGAUAAGACUGGAACACUCACUGAAAAUAGCAUGGAAUUCAUUGAAUGCUGCAUAGAUGGGCACAAGUAUAAAGGCACAACUCAGGAAGUUGAUGGAUUAUCUCAGAUUGAUGGGCCCUUAGCCUAUUUUGAUAAAGCAGAUAAGAACCGGGAGGAACUCUUUCUCCGUGCCCUGUGCUUAUGUCACACUGUAGAAAUUAAAACAAAUGAUGCAGUGGAUGGACCUAUAGAAGGAGCGCAGUUCACGUAUAUCUCCUCCUCACCAGAUGAAAUAGCUUUGGUGAAAGGAGCUCAAAAGUUUGGGUUCACAUUUUUGGGAAAUUGGAAUGGACAUAUCAGAGUAGAGAACCAAAGAAAAGAAAUAGAAGAGUAUGAACUUCUCCACACCUUAAAUUUUGAUUCUGUCCGCCGACGUAUGAGUGUAAUUGUAAGGACCCAAGGAGGAGAUAUACUACUUUUCUGUAAAGGAGCAGAUUCAUCCAUUUUUCCCAGGGUGCAUAGCCAUGAAAUUGAUUUAACCAAGGUCCAUGUGGAGCGUAAUGCAAUGGAUGGGUAUCGGACUCUUUGUGUAGCCUUCAAAGAAAUUUCUCCAGAUGAUUUUGAAAGAAUCAAUGCACAACUGAUAGAGGCAAAAAUGGCCCUACAAGAUAGAGAAGAAAAACUGGAAAAGAUUUUUGAUGUGAUUGAGACUAACAUGAAUUUAAUUGGAGCCACCGCUGUGGAAGACAAGCUACAAGAUCAGGCUGCAGAGACCAUUGAAGCUCUCCAUGCAGCUGGCUUAAAAGUCUGGGUGCUUACUGGGGACAAGAUGGAAACUGCCAAGUCUACUUGCUAUGCCUGCCGCCUUUUCCAAACCAAUACUGAGCUCUUGGAACUGACUACAAAAACCAUUGAAGAAAGCGAAAGGAAGGAAGAUCGAUUGCAUGAACUGUUAAUAGAAUAUCGUAAGAAAUUGCUGCAUGAGUUUCCUAAAAGCACUAGAAGCCUUAAAAAAGCAUGGACAGAACAUCAGGAAUAUGGAUUAAUCAUUGAUGGCUCCACAUUGUCACUUAUACUAAAUUCUAGUCAAGAUUGUAGUUCAAACAACUAUAAAAGCAUUUUUCUACAAAUCUGUAUGAAAUGCACUGCAGUGCUCUGCUGCCGGAUGGCACCAUUACAGAAAGCCCAGAUUGUGAGAAUGGUGAAGAACUUGAAAGGCAGCCCCAUAACACUGUCAAUAGGUGAUGGCGCCAAUGAUGUCAGUAUGAUUUUGGAAUCCCAUGUGGGAAUAGGUAUUAAAGGAAAAGAAGGUCGUCAAGCAGCCAGGAAUAGUGAUUAUUCUGUUCCAAAGUUUAAACAUUUAAAGAAACUGCUAUUGGCUCAUGGACAUCUAUACUAUGUGAGAAUAGCACAUCUUGUACAAUAUUUCUUCUACAAGAACCUUUGUUUCAUUUUGCCACAGUUUUUGUACCAAUUCUUCUGUGGAUUCUCACAACAGCCGCUCUAUGAUGCUGCUUAUCUUACAAUGUAUAAUAUCUGUUUCACAUCCCUGCCCAUCCUGGCUUACAGUCUACUGGAACAGCACAUCAACAUUGAUGCUCUGACUGCAGACCCUCGAUUGUAUAUGAAAAUUACUGGCAAUGCUAUGUUACAGUUGGGGCCCUUCUUAUAUUGGACAUUUCUGGCUGCAUUUGAAGGGACAGUGUUCUUCUUUGGGACUUAUUUCCUUUUUCAGACUACAUCCUUAGAAGACAAUGGAAAGAUUUAUGGAAAUUGGACAUUUGGAACCAUUGUUUUUACAGUCUUAGUAUUCACUGUAACUCUGAAGCUCGCCUUGGAUACCCGAUUCUGGACAUGGAUAAAUCAUUUUGUGAUUUGGGGUUCUCUGGCCUUUUAUGUUUUUUUCUCAUUCUUCUGGGGAGGAAUUAUUUGGCCUUUUCUGAAACAACAGAGAAUGUAUUUUGUGUUUGCUCAAAUGCUCUCUUCUGUAUCUACAUGGUUGGCUAUAAUUCUUUUAAUAUUUAUCAGCCUUUUCCCCGAGAUUCUCCUAAUAGUAGUAAAGAAUGUGCGAAGAAGGAGUGCCAGGAGAAAUCUGAGCUGUAGAAGGGCAUCUGACUCAUUAUCCGCCAGACCUUCAGUCAGACCUCUUCUUUUACGAACAUUCUCAGACGAAUCUAAUAUAUUGUAACAGAAUCCGAAUCUUGAACUGCCUAUGUUAUUGUCCUACAAGCAUAUUGACCGUGGUUGCAGCUAAAGAAAGAAAGCAUGAAGGAACAGCUACAAAAGAUAUUAACUCAGGAUACUCAAUAUGAAACAAAAACCACUCUCAUGUGUAGGCUUCAGAAUAAAUGUUCAUUAAAGUACGAAAUAACUAUCUUAACCAUUUACAGUUAUUGUAAGUGGCCAUUAUGGCCAAAGUUAGAGAAUUAUAUGAAAGUUUAAAGUAAGCAUACUUAGAAUUCUGGAUUUAGAUAGAAUACCGUAACUACAAAGUGGGUGCUCUUUUAACCCGUCGACUUUGGAUGGAUUUAAAUAGUAGUAUAAAGUAGAAGCAAUGCAAUGGGAAUGAGCAGAUUUUGUUAUAACAGUGUUACUUUUUCCUGGCAGAAGACAUAGACUGUUUGUACCACAUUUCUCAUUCCUGCUGAAUGAUUAUCUUUUUCCCCCCACACACAAAAGAAAUACUUGAAAAUACAGGACUCCAAUUAUAUUACUGCAUCAGAUAAAAUAGGUCAUCUUCUUUUCAAUCAUAGGCUAAUUGUCUUGUUCUAAGAUCCUUUCCCAAAAGUACUUUGCAUAUCUGUAUGAUACUGUUAAUCUGGGUAUUAUUGUAGAAACAGGGGUGGAAAGGUUAUUUGGUGUGUUUUCUUCUGAAUUACACACCACUUAUGUAUUUAAGACUACUAAACUUGAAAAUAAAAUAUUUCAGUCUCCUGGUGACAGCCCCUCAAAACAGUUAAGUAGUAGAACGAUUUCUAAUGUCAGUUUUGCUGGGUAAUGCAAUAAGGUAUGUUAAAUAUUUAUAUAAAAAUUAAUGCCAUUCUUAACAUCACCAUUUUAUAAUUUUAUGUGGCAAAGAUGAGAAGAAUAGCUC
Rattus rattus (black rat) is the source of this 4799-nucleotide messenger RNA. It is a transcript of the gene Atp11c, whose product is annotated as ATPase phospholipid transporting 11C. The coding region runs from base 504 to 3893 and encodes 1129 amino acids. The transcript has 31 exons. Gene Ontology annotation, biological process: phospholipid translocation. NCBI's taxonomy places the organism in Eukaryota, Metazoa, Chordata, Mammalia, Rodentia, Muridae. The record is from RefSeq and is a predicted model, not a curated record. Gene Ontology annotation, cellular component: trans-Golgi network; recycling endosome; endoplasmic reticulum. Gene Ontology annotation, molecular function: ATP binding; ATP hydrolysis activity; magnesium ion binding.